Vespa mandarinia (Asian giant hornet) is the source of this 1984-nucleotide messenger RNA. It is a transcript of the gene pasi1, whose product is annotated as septate junction component pasiflora 1. Gene Ontology annotation, cellular component: plasma membrane. Gene Ontology annotation, biological process: regulation of tube length, open tracheal system; septate junction assembly; establishment of glial blood-brain barrier. NCBI's taxonomy places the organism in Eukaryota, Metazoa, Arthropoda, Insecta, Hymenoptera, Vespidae. The record is from RefSeq and is a predicted model, not a curated record.
CUCUCUCUCUCUCUCUCUCUCUUUUCUACGUAACGUGCGUGAGUGAGAAUAUGUAUACUCAAAGUGUAUCGUAAUAGAAAAGAGUGGGAUCAUGAUAUACAUGGCCUUGAAUAGUUCUCGUGGCGCCAAGUGCAUCUCGAAUUUGAAUCGUUCAUACGAAAUGCGAAAUUUAUUUAUUAUGUUUAAGAAACGAUAUGAUAUAAUUUUGAUCUAAACAUUGAUGUUGAUUUCGUUUAAGAUAAUCAUUUCCUUUUCUUUUUUUAUUAUACGAUUUUAUCAUUAAUCAUAUAGAAAUAUCAUUCUUGGUUCGUUAUAAUAUCUUCGAGAAUGAAUUUUAUCUAUCCACUUUCAAAAGAUUUUUUUCUUUUGCGGCACCAAAAUGGCUACUCGAUGCGGAAACCGCAGGCGCGUAAUUCGAAACUAUUGAACUACAUUUUCUACAGGGUAAUCACCGAAUACGAAGCUUCAAGCGGUUUGUAUGCUCAUAUACGAGAUCUUUGUUGCUGUACGACGGACGAACACAUUUAAAUAUUAUACAUCGAGCUUUAUGCUUGAUUUUUUGCACGACUAUUCUUCGAAUAACGAUGAGGGGAUAAAUUGAAAUAUUAAAAGAAUUGUACGUACCAAAAUACAAAGAUUCGCAAGACAAUUCGCAAGAGAAUUGGUCGACGUCAUGACCUUCUUACUUUAUGGAGGGGAGCAGAUGGUACGAUGACACGACGCCAUUAGUAGUACUCUCGUUGACGCGUGCAUUACUUUUAAUAUCAUAUCUCGAAUUAUUUCCUCAUUUGAGAAAUCGUUCAAUUAUUAUCUGUGAUUUUCUUCGAAGGAGAUGCGAAUAAAUCAAAUCAAACCUUCGCGUUUCAAACGACGAGUCUAAGUGACCUGAAAAUAUUUAUUCUCAAUUAAAGAAGAGAGGUUAUCUGUAUCGUACGCGCUUUUACAUUCAUCAAAAUGACAGUUCUACAAUCCUGCUGGUCUCCGUGCAUUUGGACAAAUAAUGUUAAAACAGGAUCCAAAGUUAUUGCAUUUUAUACAAUGGCACUGAGCAUUAUAUUUAUUACUUUAAUAUGCUAUCAAAUGAACGGUGGAGAUUCUACGCAGUUGUACAAUCCUCUUUUUGAAGCAGAUAUUAGAGGAUCGAUGCAAGUUAUAGGAAGUUGUUUGAUUGUUUACUUUCUACUUCUUACUAUUUCUGCUGCUUUAAUGAUAUAUGGAAUACGCGAGGGUGUAAGAGGAUGGCUACUACCAUGGUUAAUACUGUGGUUUAUCAUUUGCCUUUUCCUCUUAGUAUUUGGAUUAUGGCUAUUAGGAGGAUAUUAUAUUUAUUUGGACUCUGUAUUUGCUACACUAUGUAUAUGGCUUUGGAUGUCAUAUAACAUUUACUGUUGGUUAGUCGUCUACUCCAUGUAUAAAGUAUUCGAAGAAUUACAGUCGCCUAAUAUUGAACUACUUUGGCCGUGAUAGGUAUAUUGCAAUAAUUUAUUAGUAAAAAAGUGCCUUUGACUACAUACUCAACACCAAAGUAAGCUGAAAUGCUCUACACCUACGUUGUGUUCUUUUUUACUUCGUUUGUGUCUAGUUUUAGGUGUUGUCUCAUGAUCUAUUUCAUAAGUCUUGCCAGAGUGCAAGAAUAAUUAAUAAACCAUCAAUAAUAAUAGUAUGUUGUCUAUCGAAUAUUAUAGAUCUGAAAAUAGAUCUUUAAGAAAAUUAGAUUAAGAUUUAAAAAAUUUUUUAAAUGGCAGAAGUCUAAGAAGUCCAUAUUUCAUAUAUUUAAUACAAGUAGUACGAUUCGACAAGAGAAAUAUAAAGGCACAAUACAAUAACUAAUAGAAUAAAUGAGCUUGAUGAUAUAAAGUUUUUACGUAGCUGUUGUGUAUAUUGAAAAAGACUUCUGUAUUCAAGAAUAUGCACUUUUAUGUGCAAUUACGAGGUUCUUAUAUUUUUUAUAUGAGCUUUGAAAUACAAACGUUACUAACAUUAG